Messenger RNA from Prunus avium (sweet cherry), 2260 nucleotides. The record is from RefSeq and is a predicted model, not a curated record. NCBI's taxonomy places the organism in Eukaryota, Viridiplantae, Streptophyta, Magnoliopsida, Rosales, Rosaceae.
GCGGUUCCAGGCUCAUCUUCUUCCGCCAAUCCUUUCGGUGCUCUCGCCAACGCUCUUAUCGGCUCUUCUUCCAAGACACAGUGGCUUCUACGGCGUCGUUUUCUCAUGCUUCUGUUCAAUUCACGCGCAGGAAAGGUUGAAGGAGAUACCUCACUCCACGCCCACAGCUUCUGAGCCGCAGUUUUAUCCGGACGCCCAUGGCCACCUGCAGCAACUCCCUGGCUCGGAGUUUGAGCAGCCGUUUAUGCAACCUGGCACUCAGAGCUCGGACUUUCUUCGAAACUUCAACUCUGUUGACGGCAAUAGACUACUUGACAAUGCAUGGGAUGAGAUACAGAGUUCUCAACCUCCGCCUAUGCAUGUUCCUCAACUUGACCGCAUUUAUGAUCUUGGAGCUGCUCCUCAGCUUCAACCGACUUUGGAUGGGCCACCACAAAGGGUGUUGUCAAGCUUUUUGCACUCAUUUGUUGAAAGUAGCCGUGGUGGAAUGCCUUUCCGUCCGGCUCCACUUCCAGUGUUAGGAUUGUCCGCUGGUGACAAAUGGUGCAUACGUGAUCGCACCAGCAUCAUGGCCCGACAUUUUUUUGCAGAUAAAAGUGAAGAUUUUAUUAAUGGGCAGGUAAAUGCACUUCUAUCUUCUUUAGAUAUUGAGAGUGAUGUCAACAGUAAAGGACCUCUGCCUGCAAGGUUUCGGGAACUGGAGGAUUAUUGGAAUGAAUCCCAAGCUAUAAUGAAACCUGGUGCUCACGCUACAGAAGGAUGGGUGACUGAAUUUAACCAACACAGAGUAGAUCAUGGUGAUCCUAAUGCGUGGGCUCACUCAUUUGAGCGACAACAUGGUGCCAAUGGUUGGGCCUCCGAAUUUGAGCAGGAACAGUCCCAGUUGAUUUCUGCAGAUCAUAUGAGAGGUGCAAAUAUGGCAAACUUAGCUGCAAUGGAGCAGACUCGUAUGCUUGAUACACUAGCUCAGAAUGAUGACCCAAAGUUUCAGAAGUCGAGGUUUCUCCAGUUUGUGUCAAAGAUGAGUCGUGGUGAACUCAUUAUCGAUGAUAACCAAGUCAAGCCUGCCACAUCAUCUGCAUCUGGGGAUUGGGCGGGGGAAUAUCAACAACAGUAUAAUGCAGGUCCUAAUUGGGCUGACAAAUAUGCCCGUGGUGAGCUAUCUCAUGGACCCAAUCAAUGGGCAAAUGAGUUUGCUUCUGAGCAAGAGCAGCAUGGGUCAGUUGAUGAUCAGUGGGUCAAUCAGUUCCCUAAGUUGCAUGUUGAUGACUGGGCAGAGGAAUUUGGAAAUCAGGUUGGUGAAGGAAUCUUGGGGGAUACUUCAGCUGAUACCUGGGCUAAUACAUAUGAUGAGUACCUAAAUGAGCAAGUAGCUUCCAAACAACAUUCUGAUGCUUCAAGGGGGGUCUAUGUGUUUUCUGAUAUGAAUCCUUAUGUCGGUCACCCAAACCCACUAAAAGAAGGCCAGGACAUGUUCCACAAGGGCCUUUUGAGUGAAGCAGUGUUUGCUUUAGAAGCUGAAGUUCUCAAGAACCCUGAAAAUGCUGAAGGUUGGAGGCUACUUGGAAUAGCACAUGCAGAAAAUGAUGAUGAUCAACAGGCCAUUGCAGCUAUGAUGCGUGCACAGGAGGCUGAUCCAACAAAUCUCGAAGUGCUUCUUGCUCUUGGAGUGAGUCAUACAAAUGAAUUGGAGCAGGCUGCUGCUUUAAAGUAUUUAUAUGGAUGGCUACGCCAUCACCAAAAGUAUGGGGUGCUUGCCCGACCAGAGCUGUCGGAUUCUUUGUACUAUGCUGAUGUUGCUAGAUUAUUCAAUGAAGCUGCUCAAAUGUCACCUGAAGAUGCUGAUGUGCAUAUAGUACUUGGUGUCCUUUACAACUUGUCAAGAGAAUAUGACAAAGCCAUUGAGUCCUUCCGAUUAGCUUUGAAACUAAAGCCGCAAGAUUACUCUCUCUGGAACAAGCUUGGAGCAACACAGGCAAACAGUGUUCAGAGUGCUGAUGCGAUAUUGGCUUAUCAACAGGCACUAGAUUUGAAGCCUAAUUAUGUUCAUGCGUGGGCAAAUAUGGGUAUCAGUUAUGCCAACCAGGGCAUGUAUGAGGAUUCCAUUCGUUACUAUGUCCGAGCACUUACCAUGAAUCCGAAGGCAGAUAACGGUUGGCAAUAUUUGAGAAUUUCUUUGAGCUGUGCUUCUAGGAAUGACAUGUUGGAAGCCUGUGAUUCUCGGAAUCUAGAUGUUCUGCAGAAGGAGUUUCCUUUAUAA